UAAAAUACAAACUAGGAUACCUACAGAAUUGUGACAUUUCUGCUAAAUUCAUGUAUUAUAUUCUGUCUCUUGAUAGGUACAAGAAAACUCACCAGGGCAUAGAGCUGGACUGGAGCCAUUCUUUGAUUUUAUUGUUUCCAUUAAUGGUUCAAGAUUGAAUAAAGACAAUGACACGCUUAAGGACCUGUUGAAAGCAAAUGUUGAAAAGCCUGUAAAAAUGCUGGUGUACAGUAGCAAGACACUGGAACUGAGAGAAACAUCAGUAACUCCGAGUAACAUGUGGGGUGGACAGGGCCUUCUGGGAGUGAGCAUUCGUUUCUGCAGCUUUGAUGGAGCCAAUGAAAACGUAUGGCAUGUGUUGGAAGUAGAACCAAAUUCUCCUGCUGCUCUAGCUGGUCUUCGGCCCCAUAGUGACUAUAUCAUUGGAGCAGACACAGUCAUGAAUGAGUCUGAAGAUCUCUUCUCCCUUAUCGAAACGCAUGAAGCAAAACCGUUAAAACUUUAUGUGUACAACACAGAUACAGAUAAUUGUCGGGAGGUGGUGAUUACUCCAAAUUCUUCCUGGGGUGGGGAAGGCAGCCUAGGCUGUGGCAUUGGCUAUGGGUAUUUACAUCGGAUACCUACACGUCCUUUUGAAGAGGGAAAGAAAAUUUCUCUUCCAGGACAGCUGCCAAGUGCACCUAUCAGCCCACUUAAAGAUGGUUUUACAGAGGUUCAGUUAUCUUCAGUUAAUCCUCCACCGACAAUACCACCUGGAACAGUAGGACUUGAACAGAGUCUGUCAGGACUAUCCAUUAGUUCAACUCCUACCACCAUCAGCACUGUACUCAAUACAGGUGUCCCAACAGUACCAUUACUGUCACCACAAGUCAGUCAGUCCAUCCCUUCAGUGCCAUCAGUUAAUCCAGCGACAUCAUUACCAGGUCUGAUGCCAUUACCAGCUGGACUUCCCAAUUUAGCCAGUCUGCCCAAUCUUAAUUUAUCUGCACCGCACAUAAUUCCUGGCGCAGGAUUGUCAGACAUCAUACAGCCUGGUUUGCCACCCCUUUCUUCCAUGCCUCCUCUCAAUCUGUCUGGGAUAACAGUGCCACCUGAAUUACUUCCACAGUUCCCUUUGAUCACAGAUGUAUCUACUCCACCUACAGAUCUGCUUUCCUCCAUCACUCAAGCAGGGAGCAUAUCUGUUGACCCUGGCACUACUGUAAGCACAGAACAAACCUCUCUCUUCACUUUAGAUACUACUACCCCUACUUCUAAGGUGACUACUGCUGACAGAUUAAAUGAAUCCACUACAAUCAGUGAGAAAACAAUUGGGGUCACAGAUGUACAUGCUUCUGAAUCAUAACUCCUGGUCAUUCUGUUGGAUUGGCUUGGUAUUUAUUUAGCCAUCGGAUGCAUAUUUGAAGAUGCAAGCUGUCAUUAAUUUCAUACUAGUUUGUACUUUAUCUGUAGCAGUCCUGUAAAUAAUACCGAGGCUAUAAUAAAUGAAAGGAAAUGGGAUUUAUACUGUGUGCUUGGUGGGAGGGGAGGAAGAGUGCGUGUACUUAAGAGUAAAGGUAGUAAACAGACUUCCUCUGCCAAACUUGGAGGUGUUUUUAAUACAGGCUGACAGCUCUAGUCUGCUAAGCCUCUCCUUGCUUAUGAUUUCCAACUUUGCUUCUCUUAGAAAUGAAGCAGAUCUUACGUGUGACAUUGAUAAACUGCAUUUCUCAUCCUUGGCAAGAAUGAGAACUUCAUUACUACAAUGGGGGUGAAAGUGUUUACUUCUGUCUGAGUUGUAAAUUUUAGCAUUACAGAACUUCCAACUAAAGAGGUUUUAUUAAAGUUGCUGAAUGACCUGUUAACUGAGCAUCUUUUUAUUCAGCUUGUAUACAGAUCUUUAUUUUAAGCUCCUAAGAAAAAUACUCAAUGUUUUGUAACUGCUGCUGCAUUGCUGUACAAGCCCACUGUAACAUGGCAUUUGGAAGGAAAUAAAGGAAAUGUUAACUGUUGCACAAAGUUUUAAACUA
Messenger RNA from Alligator sinensis (Chinese alligator), 2009 nucleotides. RefSeq names its product golgi reassembly stacking protein 2 (gene GORASP2). The record is from RefSeq and is a predicted model, not a curated record. Gene Ontology annotation, molecular function: protein binding. Lineage: Eukaryota; Metazoa; Chordata; Crocodylia; Alligatoridae. Gene Ontology annotation, biological process: Golgi organization. Bases 218 to 1345 code for a protein of 375 amino acids. The transcript has 9 exons. Gene Ontology annotation, cellular component: Golgi apparatus.